CCAAAAAAUGUUUUUUUCUCAUUUACUCACCCUCUUGUCAUUUCCAACCUGUAUGACUUUCUUUCGUCCGCAGAAUGCAAAAGAACACCUUUUGAUGAAAGUAAUUGGUAACCGUACAGCACUGAACCCCAUUCACUUGUAUGGACACAAAACCAAUGCAAGUGAUUGGGGGCCAGUUAACAACAUUCUUCAAAAUAUCUUCUCUUGUGUUCUGCGAAAGAAAGAAAGCCAUACAGGUUUGAAAUGGCAAGAAGUUGAGUAAAUGAUAACAGAAUUUUCAUUUUUGGGUGAACUAUCACUUUAGAAAUGAGAAGCUUUAUGAUGCUUUGCAGCUGAUGCUGUCAUUGCAGGUUUAUACACCUCAUUAAUUUAGUUUAUAUAACACUCUGAUACUUGACCUGUUCCAGACAUCGAGGCCAAAGUGCAAAUCUAACUCAUCAGUUAAGUUGUUAAUUGUUACAUUAUUGUGUUUUGAUAGCUGGAAUUGCAAUAUGAAGUAUUUUUCAUUUUCAUCUGAACUACACAGAUGUGGAAUAUGAAUUUAGGUAGCACGUAUAAUACUGCGAUAAUACUCCACUGCAUUCCUAAACAUUUCAAUUGAUUUUCUCGUAAUUUCCUUAGUCUCUUUAUUUGUCCUUUUAUUUACCUUUCCUUAUUCAGUAAUCGCAAAAGAUGGAUAAUUCAUGGAAUAUAUUCUCAUGAACUACUAGAGAAAUAAACCUGAUCCAAUGUCUUAAAGCAUUUCAAAUACCUGAAUAGUGUCUCGUAUCCAAAGGUGCGAUUGACCGGCAGUCCAGAACAGAUGAAAAUGAACUUUGACAAAUUCAAAUCCCAGUAGUUAGCCAUUUAUCUUUUAUUACAUUAUUGCAUCAAAUGAUAUAGAGUACUCUAUAAUAGUUUACUUCAUAAUAAAGGUUAUGAAACAUUUUGGCUGCACAACCUAAAGACACGGUUUGACUUAAGUUGUCUGUGUUUUGGUUCAUGCACCAAAGGUCAGUCACAUGUUCGGGUCAAAGGUGAGGUGCGAAAACACUGGAAAAUUUUCCACAAAUAUACUGCUGGUGUCACAUGUCAACAAAAAUGUGAAUUCCGCACAUGAUGCAGGACAUGCGUUUUAAUAUUAGCUUAAUAUCUUCCAACACUGAAGCUUUGUAGAAUAUAUUCAAACGUACUUACCUGAAAUGAAAUGUAUGUGUUUCUUGUGACAGUAGUUUCUAUGUAAAUCAAAUCAAGGUUGUGUCACCACAUGACGUACAGUAUGUCAAUGAAAAAUAUACACAAUGCAGGCUUUUUUUAAGCACAGCUCAGCCCUGAUGUCAUACACGCAAAGGUUUCUGUGUAAACACAAGCAGCAAGCGUAAACACAAGCAUCACUGCACCCACAAAGAGGGUCUUGUUUUUUUUCCAGCGCAAUUUUUGACAAAGAAUUGGGGUGUGUCUCCAUGAGAGUGCAAAAUAUAAGCUCGGUCCUGUGGAACUAGAUUAAAUAGCAAUUAAAUGCAAAGUCAUUUCUGAGCAAACUGGUACUGCUGUAAGACAGAACUGCACCUCUCAGGGUUGAUGGCAUAUUUUUUUGUGAAUUUAAAUAACUAAAUUGUAGCUCACAGUAUCUCCGUAUUGUUGAAUAGAAAAUGUGUAGCCUUUAUGAAACUACUCUUAAAACUGCAAUCUUUAUAUUUUUGGUUAAAAAUAAACAAAAAUUAGUUAUCACAUAAAGUAAAUAAAAAUGAGUCCAAAUCACAAAUGUAAGCUUAUAAUAAUGACUUAUAAAUGGAGGGUCCAAAGUUACGGAUUGCACCUCUAAUAAAAACAAGACAACUACCUAGUUUUCUCCUAAAUUCCUUAGUUUUGUUUGUUUUGAUACGUUUUUAUUUACUUCAUAUCCUAAUGAUUUUAGGCAUAAAAGAAAAGACGAUGAUUUUGACCCAUACAAUGUAGUUUUGGCUUUUGCUAAAAAUGUUCCUGUGCUACUUAAGAUUGGUUUUGUGAUCCAGGGUCACAUUUGAAAAUCUUUUUAAACAUGUUUUCCAGAAGGUUAAACUUUAACCUGUAUUGCUUUCGGAGGGCGAUGGGUGGGGGCUGAUCAGGACGUUUUAUCUGUAGAUUCAGGAAGGGCCUGAUGUAUAACGGGCACAAACCGAAUCGCAGCGGGAGUGGCCUGUGUGUUUCUGCCCCUUCAGAGCAUCAAUAAAAGGCGGAGAGCUCCGGGCUUUGAGCACAGCUGUCUUCAUCACACCAAACCCUGGAUGCCUUCUCUAGCAGGAGAGAUCCAAUCUCACGCCUGUAGCUUAGGGUGACCCUCUGAGACGCGGAUGAAGAAACAAAUCUUAUUACUUUUCACAUACCGAGGACUAGUAAGAAAAGGGAAGAAGAGUAAAAGAAGAAAAUGGCCAAGUUUAUAUUACGGAAAGCCGAACCCAAAGACGUGUCUGAUAUACUGCGACUCAUAAAGGAACUGGCAAAAUAUGAAGAAAUGGAGAAUCAAGUUAUUCUAACUGAAGAAGACCUCCUGGAGGACGGCUUCGGAGAUCACCCGUUUUAUCACUGUAUAGUGGCCGAUGUGCCCGAAGAGCAUCAGAGUGCUGAUGCUCAUGUGAUCAUUGGCUUUGCCAUGUAUUAUUUCACCUAUGACCCCUGGAUUGGCAAAUUGCUCUAUCUGGAAGACUUCUAUGUCAUGAAGGAAUACAGAGGUUUCGGAAUUGGCUCUGAAAUCCUGAAGAAACUGAGUCAUACGGCCGUGAGGACGCGCUGCAGUAGUAUGCACUUCAUCGUGGCGGAGUGGAACAAACCCUCUAUCGAGUUCUACAAGCGGCGUGGAGCUUCCGACCUCUCCCUGGAAGAAGGAUGGAGGCUCUUCAAGAUUGACAAACACAACCUGAUGAAGAUGACGGAUGAGGAGUGAACGUGAGGUCAGGAGGAUGCGGUUUCUAGAAGAAGCUUAUGUGCCUGAGACUGCUGGCGAAAUUCAUCUCUAGUAUUUAAUCCAUGAUCAACCCCUUGUUUAUGUUGUCCACUAAAGUGAACAGAUUUUUGACCAUUCAGAAUGAUACAUCUAAACUUUAUUUUUUACUCUAAAUCCGAAUGCGUAUGAUCUUUAUUAUAAGUGAUAUAAUGUGUGUUUUUGUAAAAGUGGUGAUGCACUGAAGAACCUCUUGUUUUUCAAGCUCAGUAAAACAUUUCAGAUUUCAGUGAUUUAAUCAUUUAUGCAUCAAAUGCUUAAGCCGAGUUUUAGUUUUUGGCUACAAUGCAGUGUAAUGAUGUUGUCAUGCAUAUGACAUUUUAUAUUUCUGUUUAAGUAAUGUUUUUACAUAGUUAAUAAAGGAACAUGUUAAAUGUUUAAA
Messenger RNA from Triplophysa rosa, 3341 nucleotides. Its product is annotated as diamine acetyltransferase 1-like. Lineage: Eukaryota; Metazoa; Chordata; Actinopteri; Cypriniformes; Nemacheilidae. The record is from RefSeq and is a predicted model, not a curated record. Gene Ontology annotation, molecular function: N-acetyltransferase activity. Bases 2387 to 2902 code for a protein of 171 amino acids. The transcript is spliced from 6 exons.